Corythoichthys intestinalis (scribbled pipefish) is the source of this 2238-nucleotide messenger RNA. RefSeq lists its product as uncharacterized. Gene Ontology annotation, biological process: regulation of DNA damage response, signal transduction by p53 class mediator; regulation of transcription by RNA polymerase II. The record is from RefSeq and is a predicted model, not a curated record. Lineage: Eukaryota; Metazoa; Chordata; Actinopteri; Syngnathiformes; Syngnathidae. Bases 687 to 2072 code for a protein of 461 amino acids. Gene Ontology annotation, molecular function: histone H4K20 methyltransferase activity; protein binding; transcription regulator activity. The transcript is spliced from 13 exons. Gene Ontology annotation, cellular component: polytene chromosome; nucleus.
UGUGUGUGUGUGUGUGUGUGUGUGUGUGGGUGUGUGUGCACUGGUUUCCAUGUUUUAUGGGGACAAAAAUCUGUAUACACAGUCACGUCAUGGGGACCAGUUGCGGUAUGGGGACCAAAAAGCUGGUCCCCAUGAGUCAAACUGUAAAAUUCGAUAAAGCAGGUGGUCUAUAUGUGCCUGUGAAAUUUUUAGCCUUGGCCCAAAAAGCAUGAUUUUUGAUCAACGUAUGUGUGUAGACAAUGCUCAUUAGCCCCCCCUACAUAGUUUUCACUGCUAUGGCACUCACUGCGACUGCACUGCUCUACACACACAUUUACAUAAUCCCACCCACUUCCUGGUCCCCACAUGUAAGGAUUUUUACAUCAAUGGAUCAGAACAGGCAGAAAGUCAUCUUUAAUUAGAAUCAUCAGAAGACACUAGAAAGAGCUAGUCAACAUGCCAGCAGAAGAAGAUGAAGUAAAUGUAACACAAAAAAUGCUAAUUUGUUUGCAUGAACAAAUAAGUUUUCUAUUAUGUAUUAUCUAGUUAUAUAUUUCAUUGCAUUCACUGCUUCACACACAUAUUUGCAUAAUCCCGCCCACUCCCUUGUCCCCAAUAUGUGGUGAUUUUUACAACGAUGGAGUCAAACAGGUAGAAAGCAAUCUUCAAUUAGACUCAUCAGAAGACGCUAGCAAGAGCUAGUAAACAUGCCAGCCAAAGAAGCAAAAAUAAAACCUAAGUUUGAAAUGCCAAAAAGGGUCAGCCCCCUUCAGGAUGCCAUUUGUCAUGUUACCUCAAAGACUGACAAGACAGACAAAUUGUGCAUCAAGUACAUUGAUGCAGUUAAAGGACGUGGUGUUUUUGCAAAAGCUGCAAUCAGCAGAGGUCAAUUUGUUGCAGAAUAUAGGGGUGAUCUGAUAAAUGAUUCAGAAUAUCAGUGCAGAAGAAGAGUUUACCACCCAUCAUGUGCUGCAUUUAUGUUUGCAUUUAAGUGGAGAGGAAAAACAUGGUGCAUUGAUGCUUCAAGAGAUGAUGAAUCAUUUGGGAGGUUGGUAAAUGAUGAACACAGACGGCCAAACUGUAAAAUUAAAAGGAUUGAUGUGGAAGGAAAGCCACACCUCUGUUUGUUUGCUGUGGAAGACAUUCAAGAAGGAGAAGAAAUAAAUUAUGAUUAUGGAGUUGAUGACUGUCCAUGGAGAACACAAAUGAACGGCAUUAAGGAGAGUGAUUUGGGAAUAGAGACCUCUUGUUCCUCCAUGAUUAUGGAUCAGAUGGAGAAUGUGACAUGUCAAAACAACUCUCAACAGAUGGCCGCCUUUGAGGACUGUGAUUCGGCUUUAGAGACCUCUCAUCCCUCCAUGACCGUUGAUCAGUUAGAGAUUGCUGCUGUUCCAAACAAUACACAACAGAUGACCAUCAUUAAUGACAGUGCUUUGGCUUCAGAGACCUCUAAUCCUUCCAUGAGUAUGGAUCAGACUGAGAUCUCUACUUGUCCAAACAAGACUGAACAGAUGACCACCAUUAAUGACAGUGCCUUGGCUUCAGAGACCUCUACUCCUUCCAUGGAUAUGGAUCAGACGGAGAUCUCUACUUGUCCAAACAACACUCAACAGAUUGCUGCCUGCAAGGACUGUGAUUUGGCUUCACAGACCUCUCAUCCCUACAUGAGUAUGAAUCAGAUGGAGAUUGCGACUUGUCCAAACAACACUCAACAGGUUGCAGCCUACAAAGACUGGGAUUUGGCUAUAGAGACCUCUCAUCCCUCCACGACUGUGGAUCAGUUAGCGAUUGCUGCUGUUUCAAAUAACACACAACAGAUGAUCACCAUUAACAGUGAUAUAGCUUCAGAGAUCUUUUGUUCCUCUAUGACUGUGGGUCAUUUUGAGAAUGUUGCUGAUUCAAACAGUCAACAGAUGACCGCCUUUAAGGACAGUGCAUUGGAUUCAGAGACCUCAUGUCCUUCAACAACUGUAUAUAGUAAGGAGAAUGUUGCUUUUCCAAACAACACUCAACAGGCUAUUACAACGACACAUAGUGACAGACACAGAAGGACCAGAAGUGUCAUUGUGAGUUUAUAUACUGGAAGAUACUAAAUAGAUCAAAACUGAGUUUGUCUUUUUUCACUUUAGUGUGUUGCUCAAAAUGUUAUAUUUAAUGUUCUAAUCAUACAGUAGCCCGUGAUUGGUGACGAAUACAAGUUAACAUAGGUUUUAAACAACUCACACUUAAAUGACAUACUAAUUAGUGAUCUUCAGACAA